Messenger RNA from Bursaphelenchus okinawaensis, 231 nucleotides. NCBI's taxonomy places the organism in Eukaryota, Metazoa, Nematoda, Chromadorea, Rhabditida, Aphelenchoididae. The record is from the annotation of a GenBank genome assembly.
AUGGGCGAUGCAAUUCUGGAUGCGGAUGGUGAAACCUUGUCUAACCCAAACGAAGCUUCGGAAAAGAUCUCGGACCUUGCACAAGAAAAGCCAUACGUGACUUUGCUCAUCGAACCGGCGGAGGGUCCCAUUCAAAAGGCUCAAGUGCGGCAGGUUCUGAUGGCCUAUAACCAGAGCGAAGCUGAUCCGCCGGUGGCACCGGAUGUGAUCAAGCAGAAUACGAAAAGCUGA